AUGAUCGCCAUGGGCGGUAGAGACUUCCGCGACAAGCGGGGAGAUCUCGAGGACCCUUGGCGAGGGGGGAUGAAGAUUCUCGACAUGACGGAGCUUGUGUGGCGCGACGACUAUGACGCCUCAGCCCCAGUCUACCGGCAGCCCGGGGUUGCCAAGGAGUGGUACAGCGAUCGCGGGCUUCCAAAUGUCACCUGGGAGAUAGAGAACACUCGACUGCUCUUCCAGGAUGUCAUCGACUCGGAAGCACAACGGAAGUCCCCACCGCCCGCAGUAUCGGAGCCAACCGCCGGUUCAGUAGUGGCACCAACGCCGGGACCUCCGAUUGGGGCUAUCGUAGGGGGCGUGCUUGGAGGGCUGGCCGCGGUGCUGAUCGCGGCCGUGGUUUGCGUCUAUAUGUGGCGGCGACGCCACCGACAAGUCGGCGACGCUGUGGUGGCAGAGCGGCGGGAAAAGGAUGAGGCCACAUACUCGGCUGCAAUGUCCCGAGACUCGGCUGUGAUGGCCCCAGACUCUGCUGUGACGGAACUAUAUUUCGAGCUGGGGAUGGAGUGA
Gaeumannomyces tritici R3-111a-1 is the source of this 552-nucleotide messenger RNA. RefSeq lists its product as hypothetical. The transcript is spliced from 2 exons. The coding region runs from base 1 to 552 and encodes 183 amino acids. Lineage: Eukaryota; Fungi; Ascomycota; Sordariomycetes; Magnaporthales; Magnaporthaceae. The record is from RefSeq and is a predicted model, not a curated record.